AAUAGGUAGAGUCGUAAUCAAAAAAAAGCGUACGAAUAUAAUGGAGAUAUAAAUUAACGUCAUCCUAUUUGCGUACAACGGGCUAUCAGGAAUGAAUGUUUACCAAAUGUUGACAGUAGAGUAAUCAUAGGUUCUCAAAAACACAAAAGCAUUGGCUGAGCCAAUUUUACACAGAAAUAGAAUGCCGAAAUCUUCUAUGUUUAAUACUUGUACGCUUUUUUAUUGAAUACGACUGUAUGAAAGCCUAAAAUUAUUAAAUUUUUCGUUUUUCAAGUUUUUAUGUUUAUUUUAUUUAUAACAGCAAAUUCUGAUGAUUGUUAAAAUCUACUGUUUUGUUAUAAUGAUCUACUGUUUUAUCCUCGCCCAUCUACUGCUCCAUCAAAUUUUCAUCUGGCAACACUGGUUGCGACGUCGUGUCUAGGGUUAAGUAGUGAAAUCAGGACUGUUCGAAGGCACUGUAGGAAUUGUCGAAUUGUGAAAUUGAUCCGCCCUAGAGAUUCUAGAGGAGCAAAUAAUCAAAAAUGUCCCUUAUUGGGAAUAUUAAGCAAUUCAAAGGACCGGCUGGAAAUUUUGAGACAUAUCUGGAAAGAUUAGAGCACCUAUUUGAAGUGAAUGUUAUUCCGGAAGAUAAUAAGGUUUCCAUGUUCAUCACUUUGGCAGGUCCCGAAAUAUAUCAGACACUCAAAACCUUAGUUUCACCAGACACCCUAGAAGGGAUUUGACAUAUGAGCAUGUGAUAACAAAAUUGAAAGCUCAAUAUGCACCUCCAGUGUCAGAGAUAUAUGAACGGUUUGUGUUCAAUAAAUGUUAUCAAGAACCUGAUCAAAAUAUCGCAAAAUUUUCAACAGAGUUACGCAAAUUAACGGGUUCCCGUAAGUUUAGGCAGUUUUUUGAUGAAGCGCUACGAGAAAGAUUUGUAUGUGGAGUGGGUGCUGAUGGCAAGGCCGUGCCCAGGGGGGUCCAGGGGGUCCGGACACCCCCCGAAAUAAAAUGGAUUAACAUUAGAUAAAAUCGACUUCCAGGUGGAAACAUUCCAAAGAUGUUAAUCUUUUCAGUAUUUUCACCACGCAGCAUGUCAACAACGAAUUCCCACCCAACUCGACGGCCCUGUCGCUACUGCCUAUUACCCAUCUGUCUUCGCGUUGUGCGGUCAUUCGUCUUUUUGUGGUCUACCAGUUAAGACUUGUGUCUCUGUGCAGUUUAAUACACGUGAUACAAUAUCGAAAACAACGGUUUUUCAUUCAAGGUGAGUAUAAUUACCUUUUUCUACAUUCAUGCAAAAAGCAGAACUUCAUUGAACUAUAUUUAGUGGAAAAAGAUGUUCUUUAUUGCACUUAGUGCAAUAAAGUUUUUAUUGCACUCAUCUGUCAUUCUACUUCAACGUGCUGUCAUCAUGACAAACAUUUUUUAUAUGGCAACUGUGGUUAUAGAAACGUCAGUCAAAAAUUAAUUCCGACAAUUAACAGAAUUGUACCUAGUGCUGCACCUCAAUAAAUCAUUUUUUGCUUUUUGCAUGAACGUAAAAAAAAAGUUGCAUGCAACUUGUGCAAAAAUUGUUUAUUGCACUCGACGUGUUGUCCAACUCGGCCUAUUGCUCUUGUUGCAUAAAUAACUAUUUAAUCGUCAAAACUUAUUUUUAGUCAUGGGAAAAUUGAAAAGAAAUCUACACAGGUCUUCUAGUAUUAUUUUUUUAGGUCAUUGAUCAUCAAGAUGUCCAAACGAACUAGUUUGCAAGCGUCACUGUUUACUUAUUCUACAAAGGCUCAAAAGACGAACACUGCGGGUGACUCAUCUACAUCUGCUAGACCUUUUGUCUCUGAGGCAAGCACAUCGUCUUAUUUUCUACGUGUACUGAGAUCAGCAAAGUGAGACCUGAAGAAAGCAACUUACUAAUUCACCACUUUGAUUUGGGAAGCUAUGUAGGUAACAAAUUAGAUGAUAACUUAAAAUUUAAGUUGCUGAGUACUCCGUGGACGCCAGGGGAAGAUUUCCAAUUUCCCGUAAUCGUAAGUGGGAAGAAGAACCUUCGAUUCCAAAGGCAGUGGCUUGAUAGGUUCCCGUGGCUCGUUUACACAAAAAGUGACGGCGCACUGUGCAAAUAUUGUGUACACUGAGGAAAAGGUUUUGUUAUGAUAAAUAAAUUGAUUUGUUUGAGUAUGCUUCGUUGAAUAUUAACGCCAUAUUCUUGUCAUCAAUAUACCUUAUUAAAUACUACCAUGUAAUUUGUAGAAGAAUCGUUGACCGAAAACAAAGGACUGGUUAGGAGCUAAUUAUUUCAAUAUUAACAUAUGUUUUCAGGAGUAACUUCUAUGAGUUUGUCACAAACCUGUUCGUUAUAUACAAACUUUCUGGAAUCAUACUCUUGAUUUACCAUUUAUUAACUGGUAACAAAUUCUCUCUACAGUUCAAUUGCUUAGAGAAUAAGAAAUUGUUCUUGAGAGAAACAAAUAAUUUGUUAUAAAAUGAUUGACCUUCCCAUGACGUAGUGAUAUUCUCUUCGGCUCAUGGUCGAGGUUGGAAUGCAGUAGGUAGUCGUAGUCAACAUGUUAGACUGCAAAGGACGCCUGGAGUGGCCUAAUAAUCAAAUAUCAAUUGCUAACACAAAAAAUUUUGGUGUGUACUGUUGAAUGUGAAUUUUAGUUUCAUCAGUUUGUGCUGGAGCAUAGGUAUUACACGAAGUGGCUGGUGAGUUUUUAUCACAUUGUUCUCCAAUUUCUAAGACUCAAUAGCGAGUCUGCAAGGUGAAUAAAUCAUACUAGCAUUUAUUUCUCCAUCAAGUGUUAUUAUUAAUUGAAUUCCUAUAUAUUUCUCAUCGUCUGACUCCAAUUCUUACAAAUUUGAUUACUAUUAGGCAUGCUGAUUCAUUUUCUAUUUUCUCUAAAGCUUGUUCUAUAGACUUCCAAGAUGGAGUAAACACUGAUCAAGAGCGUGGGGUCUUGGAAAUUUUGUUGGAAGAUUCCGCAAGGUAAAAUUGUUAAUUUUCCUGUACAUACAGUAACGGCGCACUGUGCAAAUAUUGUGUAUAAUUUUUUUCACAUCACACCGUAGGAGAAGGAGGCAAUCAGGAUUUGAAAUCGCUUGUAACAGUUCCGUAUAAGAAAUGGAAAAACGCAAUCGAAGACCUCGAAUCCCAUCAAUCUAAACAAUACCAUCACGAAGCUGUGGUUGGAAAACUAGGCAAAACCAACACUCGGAUAUCAGAAACGUUAUUGACUCCGGGAGAAGAAAACAAGUAGAAGAAAAUAGAGAGGAAUUAUAUUCAAUUGUGGAAACUAUAAAGUUUUGUUGGCGUCAAGAACUGGCUUUGAGGGAACAAACGAUUCUGGCCCUGUUUCUGUGACUGAUGAGGAGCCAGUCACAAAUGACGGCAAUUUCAGAGCCAUCGUAAGAAUGAGGAUGAAAUGUGGUGAUACAAAAUUGCUCAAACACAGCGAAAACAUUGCUUUGAACGCGACAUAUAUGAGCGUUAAGGUCCAAAAUGAUCUGAUAUCAAUUUGUGGGGAUAUAUGUCAGAAGGAAAUUGUAAAAUGUUUGAAUGAAGCGGAGGUGUUCUCCGUUUUAGUAGACGAAACUGCUGAUAUUUCGGGUCACAAACAACUUUCACUAUGUGUUAGAUACACAAAAAAGGUCGAAACUUGUUAUGCUGUGAAAGAAGAUUUUCUCGGAUUUGUAAAGGUCGAUAAUACAACUGAACAACCUUUGGCCGACACGAUAAUAGCAUCCCUGAAAAACCUUGACAUUGACUGCAACAAUAUAGUGGAACAGGGGUACGAUGGUGCAGCUGUGAUGAAAGGUGCUUUCAAUGGCGUUCAAGCAAUAAUACGGAAAUCAUUUCCCCGAGCUCUAUUUGUCCAUUGCAGAUCUCAUUAUUUGAACUUGGCCCUUUGUCAUUCAUGUAGUGUACCUCCUAUAAGAAAUUGUAUAGGAUCUGUGAAAGCAAUCGGAAAUUUUUUGAGAGCAUCUCCAAAGCGAACAAGCUUCCUUCAGGCACGCAUUAGGGCCAACUUUCCUGAUGCAACAUGGCAGAAAUUAACACCAAUGUGUGAAACGCGUUGGGUGGAAAAUCACAACGGUUUUUUGAAAUUCAAACAAAUUUAUAAAUCUAUUAUUGAGACUUUAGAACAAUUCAGCAUAGACCCGGAUAUGGAGACCUCGACGAAAGCUUCUUCUUUUCUGAGAUCUGCUCUUGCCAGCGAAUUCGUGGUAUCACUCUGUUUUUUGGCAAAGGCCGAUAUCAAUGAAGAGAUCAAGGUCCCACGGUUGACAUCAACACAGAAGCAUCGCGCUAAUCCAAAUACUAAUAACCCCGAACAGUAUUACCGCAUAAUUGUUGCAAUACCCCUAUCAAAAGACUCAACUCACCAGCUCAAAAUAAUAUUUACUGACCACAAGAAAGUGAUUGCUGCUAUGUACACUCUUAUACCAAGUCUGUUCCGAGAAGGAAACGCCAUUCCCAAGAGAGGACCUAGUGAUGUACGAGGACCUGGUAGAACUAGACGAGGCACAAGGCGAAUUUCAACUAUGGAAAUUGUUAUGGCAGAGCAAGAGCCCUUCGGAUCGGUCUUCUUGCGCCAUUGA
Phaedon cochleariae (mustard beetle) is the source of this 4578-nucleotide messenger RNA. The record is from the annotation of a GenBank genome assembly. Lineage: Eukaryota; Metazoa; Arthropoda; Insecta; Coleoptera; Chrysomelidae.